AUGAAAUAUUAUCCAACUCUUAGAUGCUCAAAAAACCCUUCAGAUUUUCGGGUUCGUCAGGUAGAGAAUGCCGACGAGACAGCAAAAGGCAAAUCAUAUACGACUAGAAAGGAACUAAAAAAUGUAAAUCAAGUCGAGUGUGAAAUGAUCAAUCAAAAUUUGUUAAUGAAACUCGCCAACGAUGUUGAACGAGAUGAAUUUGAACGGGUUUCAAAGGUGAUGAAGAAAAUUUGUUGA
Messenger RNA from Clunio marinus, 237 nucleotides. The record is from the annotation of a GenBank genome assembly. NCBI's taxonomy places the organism in Eukaryota, Metazoa, Arthropoda, Insecta, Diptera, Chironomidae.